AUGGCCUCCAAACAAAUCACUAUCUCUCCCUAUGUUAACAUCAACGAGAUCAAUCCUGCGCUGGAUCACUACAAGAUCAGGGUUCGUGUGAUAAGACUUUGGAAAGCAUUCAAAUCACUGCAGAUGGUUUUAGUCGAUAGGGAGGGAACAAGGAUUCACGCGUCUAUUGAGGAUGCAUUGGUGAAGAAAUUUCAUAACCAAAUCAAUGUUGGUGAAUCGAAAAUAAUCGAUACUUUCAGCUUGGUGGAUUAUGACGGUGAUUACAGGACAAGUGCUUUGGGAUUUAAGAUUGUGUUCUAUAGAACUACCACAAUUAAACCAUAUGAUGAUUUUCCAGCACGAGUUCCUGAAAACUACUUUCAAGAAUUUUCAACUAUAUUGGCUGGAAAAAUAGAUAAACGAGUAUUAUUUGAUGUGGUGGGCCAAAUUGCUGGUGUUGGUUCUCUUGAUAACGUAAAAACUAAGGGAAAGGACAAUGUGAAGAUAAGUUUUGACUUACAAGAUUUAAGGUUACCAAACACUAGCGUUGUUGACUUGGUUCAAAAUGAGGAUGAAGCUAAGAAUACACAGCCAAAAUUAACUUUGUAUGAGGAGUUUUUCAUGAAAAAUGAAAAGAAGACUAUCGACGAAAUACUAUAUUCAUUCGAGGUACGUACAUGUGUCACAAUUGGAACGAUCCGUUCGGUCGAGAUAGUGCCUAAGUGGUAUUACAUUGCAUGCAAAGAAUGUAGAAAGAAGGUUCAAGCAUAUCCACUAGAGUCUGAUAAGGGGAAAAACGUCUAUAUAGUUGUGGUGUUUGCGAUGACGAUGUCAAAGAAGUUGAUUACAAGUAUAAGCUCAUAUUACACGUUUCGUAUGGAACUUCUCCAAAGAUUAAGCUGCUUUUUUUAUGGUCUAGCCCAGAUUUUUGUUGGUAAAAAAGCUGAUGAUUUGGUUUCCCAAAUAGCCGAGGACGAUCUUAGCAUCUUGCCCGUUUCUCUUUCUGCUCUGAUUGGGAAGACCAUGCUCUUCAAGAUUUCUAUCACUAAUGAUAAUUUGAAGAGUGACAAGGCUUCUUAUGUUGUUGAAAAGUUUUGGGAAAAAGAGGACAUGGUAAACCAGUUUGUCAAGGAAACUUACGGUAAAGUUAAUGAUAAUCACCAAGAACUAGAACCAGCUGAACAAAUUCUACAACUUACGUCGGAAGAAACAACAUCAUUUUCGUCGAAGAGGGAGUUGUCCGGACUCAAUGAAGAAGUUGUACGAGGUCAUAACAUGACUACUAGGAAAGAAGAUCAAGAUUGA
Camelina sativa (false flax) is the source of this 1284-nucleotide messenger RNA. RefSeq lists its product as uncharacterized. The record is from RefSeq and is a predicted model, not a curated record. NCBI's taxonomy places the organism in Eukaryota, Viridiplantae, Streptophyta, Magnoliopsida, Brassicales, Brassicaceae.